Pistacia vera is the source of this 1833-nucleotide messenger RNA. Its product is annotated as aluminum-activated malate transporter 2-like. NCBI's taxonomy places the organism in Eukaryota, Viridiplantae, Streptophyta, Magnoliopsida, Sapindales, Anacardiaceae. The record is from RefSeq and is a predicted model, not a curated record. The transcript has 6 exons. Gene Ontology annotation, biological process: malate transport. Gene Ontology annotation, cellular component: plant-type vacuole membrane. Bases 93 to 1544 code for a protein of 483 amino acids.
UUCUACCAUCCAUUGAUUUCCUCCAAAAUUCCUCUCGCUUUCUCUUUCAAGUCUGUUUCGCAGUUCAUGCAAAUUUGCUUCUAGUUUUAGCGAUGGACAUGGAGUCUACAAGCCUUGAGAAAGCAACGGUUUUCGCUCGUGCGCGGCCGCUUUUCAAAGGCUUGCCGGAGAAAUUGAAGGCCAAGGUGGUUGAACUUGCGAGAAAGACAAUAAAGCUCGGGAAAGAUGAGCCAAGAAGAGUUGCUCAUUCACUUAAAGUAGGACUUGCACUCAACCUUGUCUCACUGCUUUACUACUUCCGGCCACUCUAUGAUAAUUUUGGCGUCUCCGCGAUGUGGGCUGUAAUGACUGUGGUCGUGGUUUUUGAAUACUCUGUGGGAGCCACUCUUGGAAAAGGUCUGAACAGGGGAUUUGCAACAUUAUUAGGUGGGGCUCUAAGCGUUGGAGCUCAUCACCUAGCUUGUCUAUCCGGAGAGAUAGGCGAGCCUAUAAUGCUUGGCUUCUUUGUCUUUCUACAAGCGGCGGCAUCAACAUUUAUACGGUUCUUCCCCAAGAUCAAGGCGAGAUACGACUAUGCGGUGCUAAUAUUUAUUUUGACAUUCUCGCUGAUAUCAGUAUCGGGCUUUCGAGAUGAUGAAAUAAUAGAGUUAGCGCGCAGGAGGUUGUUAACCAUCCUCAUAGGUGGCUCUGUCUGUGUCAUCAUUUCCAUUUUGAUUUGCCCCGUAUGGGCUGGCCUAGACCUCCAUAAUCUCAUUGCUUCCAACAUAGGAAAACUUGGGAACUUCUUGGAAGGAUUUGGAGAUGAAUACAUUAAAACAUCGAAGGCAGGAGAGUCUGAAGAUGACAAGUCAUUUUUGCAACAAUAUAAAAGUGUUCUUACUUCAAAAAGUAAUGAGGAAUCAUUGGCUAAUUUUGCAAAAUGGGAACCAGGACAUGGUCGGUUUAAGUUUCGCCAUCCAUGGAAUCAGUACCUCAAAAUUGGAACUCUCGCCCGCCAGUGUGCCUAUCGAAUUGAUGCUCUUAAUGGCUACCUCAACACUGAAAUUCAACAGCCAUCAUCAGAAAUGAGAUACAAAAUUGAAGAAGUAUGCAAAGAAAUGAGCUUGGAAUGUGGCAAGGCACUUAAGGAAUUGGCAUUGGCAAUCAAAGCAACGAGUCAACCAUCCUCAGCUAAUACUAAUACCCACAUAGAAAACUCGAAGUCUGCUGCCAAAAACCUAAACUCUUUACUCAAAUCAAGUGUAUGGGAAGACACUGACUUUCUAGCAGCGGUGCCAGUGGCCGCUGUGGCUUCACUACUAAUUGAAGUGGUUGACUGCACUGAAAAAAUAGCUGAAUCUGUUUACGAGCUUGCAUCAAUGGCCAAUUUUAAAAGUAUUGAGGCUACUGUGUUACCUGAAAAAUCACAGAUACGACAAAGAGACGAUGUAAAAUCUCCGGCCAAGGUUGACUGCCCCCAUGUUUGCAUUACUGUUAAUGAGCCAACUCCAGCAAUUUCAGGAAAUGGGAAUCCCUCGGUAACAACUAGAAAUUUGGAGUUGUAGAUAUAUAAUUACUAACAAAAAAAUGUUACGUGAUUAUAUCCAAACUUAGUUAUUUUGAAGUUUGGGUGUAUAAUAUGAGUCUAACCUAAUGAGAAAUUAAAUUGACAGGAAUAUCCUGCCCAAAUUUAUUCUCCUCCAUAUUGUUUUUCAGUUGUUGCAUGUGUAAAAUAAAUAUUUGUCUUUUGAGUCACACCACACUAUAUCUUCUUUUAUUCUCAUACUGGUGGGGCACUAGUAUGUAAGCCAACCUUGAUUUUACAUAUCUAUUACGUUCAAUUUUUUUUUUUUU